UACUGGGGACACUGGUGUUGUCCCCCGCCCCUGUCCCCCCAGCCCCCGCCAUGAGGCCGGUGGCCGCCGCUCUGCCCACUGCCCUGCUGCUGCUGCUGCCGCUCCCCCCAGGGACAUCGGGUGGGCCGUGGGCCGCCUGGAUGCCCCCGGCAGUAGCCGGACUCUCGGGAACGUGCGUGGCCAUUCCGUGUCGUUUCGGUUAUCCGGAAGAAUUACGGCCGAGCGUCGUUCACGGUUUGUGGUAUUUUGGGAGCCCGUACCCCAAAAAUUACCCCCCCGUGGUGGCUCGGUCGAGGACGGGAGCCGUUCACGAAAGUUUUACCGGAAGAGCGAAAUUGGUGGGAGAUCCGGGAAUUCGAGAUUGUUCCUUAUUUUUGGGACCCCUCAGUUCCGAAUUAGCCGGGAAAUAUUAUUUUCGGGGGGAUUUGGGGGGUUAUAAUCAAUACAGCUUCUCCGAACACACAACGUUGGAGGUGUUGGAGGAACCAGUACUGGAAGUCCCCCCCGAACUGGUGGCAGGAGAAGAGGUGGAACUCCGAUGCCGCGUCCCCGACAACUGCCCCCAGCUCCGACCCCGGGUGGGUUGGGAAGGAACCGAAGAACUUCCGGAAGUUUCCGAACGGGAAUUCCGAGAGGACGCGGCCGGAGCCGGCACCGUUUUAUCCCUUUUACGGUUUCGACCGCGGCGAGAGGACGGCGGCCGGCGGUUGGGCUGCAGGGUCACCUUCCCCAACAGCACCCUGGCCUUCGGAGCCACCGUCGCCCUCGAUGUUCAGUACGAACCGCGGGUGCUGGAGGUGUCAGGCCCGGGCGAAGCGGUGGAAGGAACGGCGGUGGAAUUAGGGUGCGAGGCCGAAGGCCGCCCUCCCCCGUUACUUUCUUGGUUCCGGGGUGCGACGGUGUUACGGGAAGAACCGGUUUCGACCGGUUUGCGCUUGGUUUUCCCCCGGGUGGAACCGGGUCAGGCCGGGACCUACAGCUGCGUCGCCGAAAACCGUCAUGGCCGCCAGAACCGGAGCCUGGAGCUGCGCGUGGCCUACGCCCCCCGUUCACCCGUACUCAACGGCUCCCUUUGGGUGGUGGCGGGUGACCCGGUGACGGUGACCUGCGGUGCCACCAGUCACCCGGCCCCUAUCGUGACGGUGACACGGGGACGACGGGUGGUGGCCGCCGCUGUCUAUGAACCCCAAGUGACCAUGACCUUGGCGGCUGCCAAACCGGAGGAUGCCGGGGAAUAUCUGUGCCGGGCCGAGAACCAGCACGGGGAGAGCAGCCUCCCCUUCAACCUUACGGUUGAGUUCCCCCCCAUCCUCCUCCCCGAUUCCCGCUGUACCCCGGGGGGGGAUGGGGCACGUUGCGUCUGUUCGGCUUCCGCCGUUCCCGAACCGGCCGUGACCUUUGACCUACCAUCCCGAAACGUCACCGUCACCGAGGGUCACCGCGAUUACACCGUCACCACGCCGGGACGGGGUACCGGGGGGGUCGUCACCGUCACCGGUAUCCUCACACUUCGGGGGACGCUCGACCCCCGAUUGGCCGUACUUUGCUCCGCCCACAACCCCCACGGCAGCGUCAGGCAACAAUUACGCUUUCAUCAUCCCGGGGGGCUGGUUUGGGCCAAAGUGGGGCCGGUCGGGGCCGUGGUGGCCUUCGCCAUCGUCAUCGCGCUCGUCUGCUACCUCAGCCAGAGCCGUCGCAAGAAGGCGGCGGGAAGCCCCGAGGUGACGCCGGUCCACCCCCACCAGGGCAGGGGGGGGGACCCCGCCCCCGAAUUGCGCCCGCUCCAGGCCCGUUGGCUUCGAGGGGCCGUAGGCCGCUGGGCGCUGGGAGUGGGGGAAGGGCCGGCAACAGCUCCGCAACCGGCCCCUCCCCCCAAACCGGGGCGAGGUCCCCCCGAGGAACCCCCCGAAUACGCCGAGAUCCGCGUCAAGUGACCACGCCCCCUCCCUCCACCCGGACACGCCCACCGCCACCCGGACACGCCCACCGCCUCCUGGCUCCGCCCACCGCCUCCUGGACACGCCCAUCACCUCCUGGCUCCGCCCACCACCUCCUGGCUCC
Molecule: messenger RNA, 2061 nt
Organism: Grus americana (Whooping crane)
Lineage: Eukaryota; Metazoa; Chordata; Aves; Gruiformes; Gruidae
Gene: MAG
Product: myelin associated glycoprotein
Source: RefSeq, a predicted model, not a curated record